Cannabis sativa is the source of this 1138-nucleotide messenger RNA. Its product is annotated as methylesterase 17-like. Lineage: Eukaryota; Viridiplantae; Streptophyta; Magnoliopsida; Rosales; Cannabaceae. Gene Ontology annotation, biological process: salicylic acid metabolic process; jasmonic acid metabolic process. Gene Ontology annotation, molecular function: methyl salicylate esterase activity; methyl indole-3-acetate esterase activity; methyl jasmonate esterase activity. The transcript has 4 exons. The coding region runs from base 91 to 918 and encodes 275 amino acids. The record is from RefSeq and is a predicted model, not a curated record.
UUUAUUUAUUACAAGUAUCAAUAAGUAUCUACUGUCUAGGGUAGUACUAGUAUAGUAGAAUUGAGUAGUACAGGGUUGAAGAAGAAAAUUAUGGGUGAAAGGGAAGGAGAAAGUGAAAGUAAUAAUAAUAAUGAUAAUAAUAAUGGGAAGGGUUCAGGACUAGAAUUUGUGCUAGUCCAUGGAUCAAGCCAUGGAGGUUGGUGCUGGUACAAGAUCCGGACUCUGCUUGAAACAUCCGGUCACAAAGUCACAUGCCUUGACCUUAAAGCCUCAGGCAUAGACUCUUCUGAUCCAAACACCAUUUUAACUUUCGAUCAUUAUAAUCAGCCUCUCACCAAUUUUAUGGCCUCCUUACCACCCAACCAAAAGGUAGUACUGGUGGGACAUAGCGCUGGAGGGCUAAGCCUUACGGAUGCAAUACACAAAUAUGGUGAGAAAAUUCAUGUGGCUGUGUAUGUUGCUGCCAACAUGUUGAAGUACGGCUUUUCUACGGAUCAAGAUAGAAAGGACGGGGAGCCUGAUCUAUCUGAAUACGGAGAUGUUAGUGAGCUCAUAUACGGGCUUGGGCCAGACCAAACUCCAACCAGUGUCAUCAUAAAGCCUCAAUUUCAGAGUAUGCUUAUGUAUAAUACCAGCCCUAUUGAGGACUCGACAUUGGCGAAAAUGGUGGUAAGGCCAGCACCGUUGAGGGCUUUCCAAGAUGCUACAUUCGUGGAAGGGCCGUGCUCGGAUAGCGUGAGACGAGUGUACAUUAAGACAUUGCAGGACCGAGUCAUAAAGCAAGAGCAACAAGAUGCUAUGAUCCGCCGAUGGCCACCUUCCCAAAUUUUUCUUUCUGAUACUGAUCAUAGCCCUGCUUUCUCCAAUCCUCGAGGACUUGUUCGUCUUUUACUUCAAGCAGCCAACGGUGUUAAUUAGUAACUUAUUCCACUUCCAUCCUUUAUCUACCUAUUUUAGUGAGUUAUUGCUAUUCAUUUCUAUAAAUAAUUACUAAUCUAUAUAUCUAUAUAUAAAUAUAAAGGAAAACACAAAGGAGUCUGGGUGGCAUGCUAGAUUUUUUUUAGUGUAUUUUUAAAAUUUUGUGAUAUUUUCAUAUUUUAUUAAGAAAUAAACUACUACACAUAUAAACUUAUAGUCC